AUGUUGUCUAGUCCCGACGGCGAACCACUUGAGUCCAAGACACCGCCGCGAGAUGCUGCGUCUUGUUGCAUCCGCGCCGGAGAUGCAUCGGAUGGAAGCGGAGCGGGGUUCGCUCGCCAGCAAAGCCCAUCCUCGACCAAAGCAAGCAAGCAAGCAGGCCAGCCAGUCAGUCACCUCACGCUGCCGUCCAUACCUGCUGAUAGCCCUGAACCAGCAGACCGCCAAGCAAGCACUGUGCCGUUUGGCAGAUUGCCCCACCACUAUUGGCACCGCUGUGCUGGAGGUGGCAUGGCAUGGUAUGGCAUGGCUGCCAUGCCAUGCACCACCAGUUGA
This is a messenger RNA of Colletotrichum paranaense, 333 nucleotides long. RefSeq lists its product as uncharacterized. The record is from RefSeq and is a predicted model, not a curated record. The coding region runs from base 1 to 333 and encodes 110 amino acids. The transcript has a single exon. NCBI's taxonomy places the organism in Eukaryota, Fungi, Ascomycota, Sordariomycetes, Glomerellales, Glomerellaceae.